Molecule: messenger RNA, 243 nt
Organism: Pyricularia pennisetigena
Lineage: Eukaryota; Fungi; Ascomycota; Sordariomycetes; Magnaporthales; Pyriculariaceae
Exons: 2
Coding region: 1-243 (80 amino acids)
Source: RefSeq, a predicted model, not a curated record
AUGGGACUGAGAGCGGCCGAGGAAUUUUGUGAAGACGGCGGGGGCGUAGGCAAGUUCGAAAGCGGCUUGUACGUCCUCAUGAAAUACUCCUCGUCAAAAUCAAACUCAUCGUCCGACAUGUCCUCAUCGACAACCUUCUUUGCCAAAGAAGGAGACAUGUUUGAACGCAUAUCAAAAGCCAUUUUAUUUUGCUGGUCUGUCGGGAGCUCGGACGCUAGGGUAAGAUCCAAGAUGGCGAACUAA